Messenger RNA from Lontra canadensis (Northern American river otter), 799 nucleotides. RefSeq names its product RNA polymerase III subunit K (gene POLR3K). The transcript has 3 exons. Gene Ontology annotation, cellular component: RNA polymerase III complex. The record is from RefSeq and is a predicted model, not a curated record. Gene Ontology annotation, biological process: DNA-templated transcription; termination of RNA polymerase III transcription. Bases 45 to 371 code for a protein of 108 amino acids. Gene Ontology annotation, molecular function: DNA-directed RNA polymerase activity; nucleic acid binding; zinc ion binding. Lineage: Eukaryota; Metazoa; Chordata; Mammalia; Carnivora; Mustelidae.
GGGCGCGGGGUCUGCCGGGAGCCUGCGGGGCGCUGGGGGCCGCCAUGCUGCUCUUCUGCCCCGGCUGCGGGAACGGGCUGAUCGUGGAGGAGGGGCAGCGCUGCCACCGUUUCGCCUGCAACACCUGCCCCUACGUGCACAACAUCACCCGCAAGGUGACAAAUCGGAAGUACCCGAAGCUAAAAGAGGUGGACGACGUGCUCGGUGGGGCAGCGGCCUGGGAGAACGUGGACUCCACCGCAGAGCCGUGUCCUAAAUGCGAGCAUCCUCGAGCCUAUUUCAUGCAGCUGCAGACGCGCUCGGCCGACGAGCCCAUGACCACCUUCUACAAGUGCUGCAGUGCUCAGUGUGGACAUCGCUGGAGGGACUAGGGCCCGGCUGGCCCGGCCGCGCCACUGUCGCGGACCUCGCUCCCCAGGGUGCACUCCCCUCCAGGAGUGCGGACUUUGUCCGGAGGCAUCUUUGUGGGGGUGGCGGGAAGCUGACCCUUCGAGGGGAGCUGGCCGGGGGGCCCGCAGACGCGGCCCGCCUGGCGGUCGGUCUGCAGAUGAGCUCACCGUGCCCGGGGGUCGCGUGUGUGGAGCCGGGUGUCCGCAGGGAAGCGUGCUCUUCCGGCGUGCACGUGUCGGAGCCGACAGACGUCCUCUCCCCAUCACCCUUCUCAGACGUGUGCCCUGUCGGCACAGUUGCGAAGUAAAAUUCUGUUGAUGGUACAUCGAUGUCCCUGAGUAUCUAGCUGUUAACUUAUUUUAUCACCAUCUGUUGUGAACGUUUAAUUAAAAUGGAAAGCCUAAUGCUG